CAGGUCCUCUUCUUGAUCCAAAAUCAACUAGCCUGGCCAUUAAUUCUGAUUCUCUUCAAUUUACUGGUUUUUAAUAAGACUUUCACUUUGCCUGAAAUUACUGCAUCAGCUAGAGUUGGAUCUUUCACUUUGCCUGAGAAGAAGGAUCAAAGGCCGAAUUUAGUUUCUUUGUUGAGUGGUCAUUUAGAAAACUGGGGAGAUUCCACAAUGGCUGAUUCUAGUCCUAGGACUGAUACUUCGACUGACGUUGAUACUGAUGAGAAGAACCAAGGGAAUGAACAAGGACAACAUGUUGCUGUAGGAGCUUCUGAUUCUAGUGGUAGAUCAAAAGACAAGACUGACCAAAAGGUCUUGCAUCGUUUAGCUCAAAACCGUGAAGCUGCUAGAAAAAGCCGAUUGAGGAAAAAGGCAUAUGUUCAACAACUGGAGAGCAGCAGGCUAAAGCUUACUCAACUUGAACAGGAGCUUCACCGAGCUCGCCAGCAGGGUAUCUUCAUUUCAAAUUCAGGGGAUCAGGCCCAUUCAAUGAAUGGAAAUGGGGCUUUGACAUUUGACGUAGAGUACGCAAGGUGGCUAGAAGAGCACAGCCGGCAAAUUGGUGAUCUGAGGAAUGCGGUUAACUCUCAUGCAAGUGACGUUGAUCUUCGAGUUACAGUUGAUGGUGUUAUGGCACACUACGAUGAAAUUUUUAAGCUUAAAGGUGCUGCUGCUAAGGCGGAUGUCUUUUACAUGUUAUCUGGUAUGUGGAAGACUCCUGCAGAAAGGUGUUUUAUGUGGCUUGGAGGCUUUCGGUCAUCUGAACUUCUCAAGCUUCUUGUAAGUCAACUCGAGCCACUUACUGAACAACAGUUGGUGGGGAUAUGCAACCUACAGCAAUCCUCCCAACAGGCCGAAGACGCUCUUUCACAAGGUAUGGAUGCGCUUCAACAGUCCUUGGCUGAAACAUUGGCUUCCGGCUCUCUGGGCCCCUCCGGGUCAUCAGGGAAUGUUGCAAACUAUAUGGGUCAGAUGGCAAUGGCCAUGGGAAAGCUGGGCACCCUCGAGAACUUUCUUCGGCAGGCUGAUAAUCUUCGACAGCAAACCCUGCAGCAAAUGCAUCGAAUACUUACAGUCCGUCAAUCAGCUCGGGCACUCCUAGCCAUCAGUGAUUACUUUUUCAGUCUCCGUGCAUUGAGCUCUCUUUGGCUUGCGACCGAGGGAGUGAGGACCUAG
Messenger RNA from Dioscorea cayenensis subsp. rotundata (Guinea yam), 1212 nucleotides. Its product is annotated as transcription factor TGAL1-like. Gene Ontology annotation, biological process: DNA-templated transcription; regulation of DNA-templated transcription. NCBI's taxonomy places the organism in Eukaryota, Viridiplantae, Streptophyta, Magnoliopsida, Dioscoreales, Dioscoreaceae. Gene Ontology annotation, molecular function: sequence-specific DNA binding; DNA-binding transcription factor activity. The record is from RefSeq and is a predicted model, not a curated record.